AAAGGAGCCUGGCGGUCCGUGCGUCCGUCCGCACGCCCGUGUGCCUGCUGUGCUCCGGCUGCUGUCUGCAGCCCCGUCCAGGGUUCCGUUCACGUGAAAGAGGCGUAGCAGGGUGUAAACUUAAGACUCUUUUCGUGCGGGCCCCCCGGCUUUGUCAUUGCGCGGGCCCCGGUUGUUAACAAUGAGUCUGCGGAAACAAACCCCUAGUGACUUUUUAAAGCAGAUCAUCGGACGGCCAGUUGUGGUGAAACUCAACUCUGGAGUGGAUUAUCGAGGGGUCCUGGCCUGCCUGGAUGGCUACAUGAAUAUAGCGCUGGAACAGACGGAGGAGUACGUAAACGGGCAGCUGAAGAAUAAGUACGGCGAUGCGUUCAUCCGAGGAAACAAUGUGCUAUACAUAAGUACACAGAAGAGACGGAUGUGAAGACACCAGGAGCAGCUCUUCAGAGUGCGUGGGUUUUAUUAUCAAGUGUUGGUUUUGGUUUUUGUUCUUUUACUGUCUUAGUUGGCCUGUUUCCACAGUGGUUGGUGUGUUUUGCUGUUCUCUUUAAUUGACCUUGAAAUAAGAUAGCGAUGUUACAUUACAGAUUGAAUCCUUAACUUUUCAUGUUUACAUUUACUUCUGUCUGUACAGAAUGCUACAAUUAAAACAAUUCAUUUCUCCUGGA
Messenger RNA from Mesocricetus auratus (golden hamster), 668 nucleotides. RefSeq names its product LSM6 homolog, U6 small nuclear RNA and mRNA degradation associated (gene Lsm6). The record is from RefSeq and is a predicted model, not a curated record. Gene Ontology annotation, molecular function: RNA binding. NCBI's taxonomy places the organism in Eukaryota, Metazoa, Chordata, Mammalia, Rodentia, Cricetidae. Bases 182 to 424 code for a protein of 80 amino acids. Gene Ontology annotation, biological process: maturation of SSU-rRNA; mRNA splicing, via spliceosome. The transcript has 4 exons. Gene Ontology annotation, cellular component: sno(s)RNA-containing ribonucleoprotein complex; U4/U6 x U5 tri-snRNP complex; nucleolus.